Danio aesculapii is the source of this 687-nucleotide messenger RNA. RefSeq names its product carcinoembryonic antigen-related cell adhesion molecule 2-like. The record is from RefSeq and is a predicted model, not a curated record. The transcript is spliced from 4 exons. The annotation marks the transcript as partial. NCBI's taxonomy places the organism in Eukaryota, Metazoa, Chordata, Actinopteri, Cypriniformes, Danionidae.
AUGAUGAUGUCAGUCAGAAUGGCUCCUCCCCUUCCUCUGAUCUUCCUGCUCAUGAUUCACAGGGUUUCUGGUGCUAAUUGGGCUGUGAGUUACAGUCCUUCAUACAUCUGUGCACUGAAGAACUCAUCAGUGACAUUGAGCUGCACUUUUACAUACCCUACUAGACUUCAGAUCAUGAAAGUGUUCUGGACUAAAGAAAAAGAUCAAAUAAAAAAUGAUGAUCAUCCAGAUCUGUCUGUGGACCCUGAAUACAUUCAGAGGCUUCAGUAUCUGGGAGAUAAACAGCAGAACUGCACCGUCAGACUGAGUCAUGUGACAAAGAAAGAUGAACACAAGUAUUAUUGCAGAAUCACUACUGAUAACACAAAAGAAAGAUGGUUUGGUUAUCCAGGAGUGACCCUUAAUGUCACAGAUCUUCAGCUGGAGUCUCCUGAGAGAGUGACAGAGGGAGAUUCAGUCCGUCUGACAUGUAAAAGCAGCUGUAAUCUGACUGACACACCAACAUUCAUCUGGUACAGAAACUCACACACAUUGACUGAAGGAAUUAUUGGAAACAAUCUCAUCCUCAAGUCAGUCAGAAUAGAGGAUGUAGGCAACUAUAGCUGUGCUGUACGUGGACACACACUCGCAUCACCUGAGGUCUAUCUUAACGUCAUAUACAAACCCAGGAACGUCUCAAUGUCUAAA